Microthlaspi erraticum is the source of this 1122-nucleotide messenger RNA. The record is from the annotation of a GenBank genome assembly. Lineage: Eukaryota; Viridiplantae; Streptophyta; Magnoliopsida; Brassicales; Brassicaceae.
AUGAAACUUUUGAGCGCUUGUCUGUGGCCUUCUUCCUCGGGCAAGUCCUCCGAUUCAACAGGAAAACAAGAUGGACUUCUCUGGUACAAGGACUCCGGUCAACACCUCGGCGGUGAAUUCUCCAUGGCGGUUGUGCAGGCCAACAAUCUCCUCGAGGAUCAGAGCCAAGUCGAGUCUGGCCCUUUGAGCACACUUGAUUCUGGUCCUUAUGGAACUUUCAUCGGAGUCUAUGAUGGUCACGGCGGGCCUGAGACCUCACGCUUCGUCAACGAUCACCUCUUUCAGCAUCUAAAGAGAUUCGCAGCAGAGAACGCUUCUAUGUCGAUGGAUGUGAUUAGAAAAGCAUAUGCGGCGACUGAAGAAGGGUUUCUAGCGGUUGUGACAAAGCAGUGGCCGGUUAAGCCGCUGAUUGCAGCGGUUGGGUCUUGCUGCCUGGUGGGUGUUAUAUGCGAAGGGAUGCUCUACAUAGCUAAUGUUGGUGACUCCCGUGCGGUCCUUGGAAGGGCUAUGAAGGCGACUGGGGAGGUUAUUGCGCUGCAGCUCUCAGCGGAACAUAAUGUGAGCAUUGAGUCUGUUAGGCAGGAAAUGCACUCCUUGCACCCUGAUGACUCGCAUAUCGUCAUGUUGAAGCAUAAUGUGUGGCGUGUCAAGGGCCUUAUUCAGGUAUCUAGAUCCAUAGGCGACAUGUAUCUAAAGAAAGCAGAGUUCAACAAGGAACCAUUGUACACAAAGUACAGACUCCGCGAGCCGAUCAAAAGACCGAUCUUGAGUGGGGAACCGACAAUAACAGAGCAUGAGCUACAACCUCAAGAUCAGUUUCUGAUAUUUGCUUCUGACGGACUAUGGGAGCAGCUGAGCAACCAAGAAGCUGUUGACAUCGUUCAGAACCACCCUCGAAACGGGAUUGCACGGAGACUGGUGAAGAUGGCAUUGCAAGCGGCGGCAAAGAAAAGAGAGAUGAGGUACUCUGAUCUGAAGAAGAUAGAGAGAGGAGUGAGGAGGCAUUUCCACGAUGAUAUAACAGUGGUCGUCAUCUUCCUUGAUACCAAUGUAGUGAGCUCUGCCAAAGGACCUUCUCUUUCUAUCAGAGGCGGUGGUAUGACUUUCCCCAAGAAACUCUAA